AUGAGUGGCUCGCACAGCCGGCUCGACAGGCUUGUCACACUCCUCGAGACCGGCAGCACUCCAUUGAUCCGGAACACGGCUGCAGACCAGCUAGCCGAUGUCCAGAAGCAGCAUCCGGAAGAUUUAUUCAAUUUACUUACACGCGUCAUUCCGUACCUGCGGUCCAAGAGCUGGGAGACCAGGGUCGCUGCUGCCAGGGCCGUAGGAGGCAUCAUCGCCAACGCGGAAAAGUUCGACCCAAACGCCGAGGAUGAGCCCAUCAAGGCCGAGGUCAAAUCCGAGUCCAACGGCCACGUCAAGGAGGAGGGCAGCAAUGGCACCAUCAAAAAGGAGGAGAAUGGUGCAGAGAGCGACUCGCUCGACGAAGACCUUCUCGAUCUUCGGACCAUGGACAUGGGCUCCAUACUGAGGUACGGCAAGCAGCUUCUCGGCAGCGCUGGCAAAGAAUACGACUACAAACUCGCCGGCAUGGAUCCUGCUUCACGGCUCGCACAUCAGAAGAAGACCCUAUCCCAACGACUUGGUCUCGCAGGUGAAUACAUGGAGGAAGAACUUGUUACUGAGCAUGACCUUCCAGCACAAACCCCAGCUGUGCGCACCCCAGCACCGCAUCGCAUAGAUACUUCAGUGCAGCGAUCAGAUAGCAUGGCUUCUGCAUCGGCCCUCUCUCCUCCACCGCCCGGCACCCCGAGCGGCGAUCAGUCCGGGCUUAGCAAGCGUCAACUUAACGCACUGAAGCGCAAAGCGAAGAAAGACAUCUCGAAGCAAGCGAACAAAGUACAAAUCGUCGACUUUGGAUCUGCCCACCGCAAGAGCUCACACGACAUACCCCAGACGCCAGCCAGUGCACAUCCCCAUGCCGUCAAGCAGGAACCAAAAGAAGACGCUGACGCCACGGGCACAGACGAUUACUUUUCUCUGGAACGGAAUGGUGCCGAGGACGACCAGAAGUUCGUGAAAGAAUUCAAGGGCGAACCGGUACCUGAUAAGUCAUCGUUCCAGACGGAAGCAGAAGAGCAAGGGCUGGAGUGGCCAUUCGAGCGUGUCUGCGAAUACCUCAGUGUAGAGUUGUUUGACCAUGCUUGGGAAGUACGGCAUGGUGCUGCCAUGGGUCUUCGAGAGAUACUCCGUGUGCAUGGCGCUGGUGCCGGGCGGUUGAAGGGCAAGACUCGCUCGCAAAACGAUCAGCUCAAUCAAAGAUGGCUCAACGAUCUCGCAUGUCGCUUCUGUUGUGUGUUCAUGCUCGACAGGUUUGCCGAUUACACGGGCGACAAUGCCGUCGCACCCGUUCGUGAAACUACUGGACAAGCGCUUGGUGCGUUACUCCAACACCUCUCACAAGAAAACGUCCUCGCCACAUUCCACGUUCUUAAUCGCCUCAUUUCACCGGAGGACGCCCCCACACAUGCUCUAUGGCAGAUAUCACAAGGCGGUAUGAUGGGUUUGCGGUACUUGGUCGCCGUGAGAAGCGACCUUCUUCUUCAAGACGACACCCUUAUGGACGGAGUGCUCAACGCUGUUAUCAAGGGCUUGGGCGACUCUGACGAUGACGUUCGUGCCAUCAGCGCCGCGACACUGAUUCCUGUUGCCAAGGAAUUUGUCGAGAUGCGACCUGACAGACUAAAGGAACUCAUCAAUGAAGUCUGGGCGUGUUUGUCCAGUCUGACAGAUGAUCUCAGUGCCAGUACUGGGUUCAUUAUGGACCUCUUGGCGAAGCUAUGCAGCUUCCCCAAGGUCUUGGAAGCGAUGCAGGCCAACGCUCAGAUGGAUGAAUCUCAGUCUUUCCAUGAGCUGGUGCCACGUCUGUUCCCCUUCCUUCGGCACACCAUCACCAGUGUACGUGCUGCAGUCCUCCGUGCGUUAAGCACUUUCCUCGACAUUCAAGACGCAGGAAAGGAUGGUUGGAUUGACAGCAAAGCCCUUCAAUUGGUAUUCCAGAACAUACUUCUGGAGAGGAACGAGGGUGUACUGCGAUUAUCCAUGCAGCUCUGGAAUUCGCUUCUCGAUGUACUUGGAAGUGCGGAGCUGCCAUUGCAUCUUGGCCCCAUCCUUGGAUCUAUCGUUCCUCUCUCAUUGACACCUAUUGGUGUACCUCGCCACCCGAUACACAUGGAUCAGUCUCUGCUCAUCAAGCCGUCCGGUCAAGCCUUUGGCCCUCCUGCAAACCAGCAAGUCUCCCGACGCUCGACGCCGCCACAAAACGGCGAGCGUGCAAUCAAGAAGCGGAAACAGUCUCGUGUCAGUAGAGAGGAGACACCGGCGUCAGCUAGUACCUCUUCCCACAACGUCGAUGGCCCCAUGGUCAACGGUGAUUUGGAGCUCGUUGGCUCUGAAGUCAUGAUCCGCUCAAGAAUUUCUGCCGCACAAGCCCUUGGAAAAGCGAUCGCAACAUGGCCGGAGGAUUCAAGAUUACAGACCUUCAAAACCACGUUGAUCCCUCCCCUCACCUCUACAAACUCUACGACCCAGCUAAUAGCAGCGAUGAUCAUGGAGGAGUUCGGCCAAUCGCUUUCGGCUAAGGACGAGCUCGCGGAAGCCUUCGUCAAACCGCUCUCAGACAUCGUAGAGGGUGAGAGGCCCACCGCAUACGAGGACCUCGUUCCGAAGUUGCAAAUUGUUCGAACGCAAUGCACCGCUUUGCUGAACGUCUUCCGCGACCACCACGUGCAAAAUCUCCCCAACAUCGCAAUAGUCGUCCAAGGUCAACCCGAGGCGAGUCAAUACGCGUUCUCCGUGGCGGAUGCUGAGAAGAUUCUGAGUGUUUCCUACGAGAAGUUGAAAAAGGCCAUGACCCCGGCAGCGCGUAUGAUGGCUCUCGCCAACUUGGAGACCACGAAAGCAGAAGUGGAAACCACCUUGCGUGAAGCCAGGGAUAUCAAGGAGGAGCGCGACGUUCGAAUCAAGGCUGCCGCCGCUGGAGCGCUCGUGUCCCUCAAAUCUCCUCCAGGAAAGCCUUCCCCUGCGAUCAAGGCCAUGAUGGACAGCAUCAAGAAGGAAGAGAACGUGGAACUCCAGAAACGCUCGGCUCGCGCUGUGGCAGGGUUCAUCGUUCAUCUUGUCGACAAGAACAAGACAGGUGUUGUCAAGAAGGUCGUCGGCAACCUCGUCAAGUUCUAUUGCAUGGAAACCGCGGAGACACCCGAAUUCCCCGCGCACGCAAGCAUUGAGGAUGGCAUUCUCACUCUCAAAAAGGACGAAGAUAUUCGUGAUCAUCCUGAUGCCGCCAAGUUCGCGGAAGAAUCAAGAGCCGCUCGCAUUACUAAGCGCGGUGCUCGCGAGGGUCUGGAGCAAGUUGUGCAAAACUUUGGCGCCCAAAUCUUCGCAAAGGUCCCGAUUCUGAAGGACUUGAUUGAGAAACCCAUCCGAAAAGCAUUCACCGAAGAUGCACUCCCAUCAGAGAUCGAAGACGAAGAUGGUGUGUUCGGACAAGAGGUUGUCGACGCCUUCUCGACGCUGCGCGCACUGGUCGGAAGCUUUCACCCCGAUGUCCAUCAGUUCAUCAAGGAUCUCCUUCCGCUCGUCGCUAAGGCUAUACAGUCACGACUUUACGUUCUACGUUACGUUGCGGCCAAGUGCUUUGCAACGAUCUGCAGUGUCAUGUCUGUCGAAGGGAUUACGAUGCUUGUCGAGAGUGUCCUUCCAUCCAUUAGCAGAUCCGAUCACCUGCAUGCUCGGCAAGGUGCGAUCGAGUGCGUGUACCAUCUCAUUCACGUCAUGGAAGACAGCAUUCUCCCAUACGUGAUCUUCUUGAUCACCCCAGUCCUCGGUAGGAUGAGCGACUCCGACAACGAUGUUCGUCUCCUCGCGACAACCAGCUUCGCCACUCUCGUCAAACUGGUUCCGCUUGAAGCAGGUAUACCCGACCCGCCAGGGCUUCCAGAGACGUUGCUGCAAGGAAGGGAUAAAGAGCGGAAAUUCGUUGCCCAAAUGCUGGACGCAAAGAAAGUCGAGCCUUUCGAGAUUCCAGUCGGCAUCAAAGCCACACUUCGUUCCUACCAACAAGACGGCGUCAACUGGUUGGCUUUCCUCAACAGAUACAACCUCCAUGGCAUCCUUUGCGACGAUAUGGGUCUCGGAAAGACUUUACAAACUCUCUGUAUGGUUGCCUCUGACCAUCACUUGCGCGCCGAAGAAUUCGCGAAGACGCAGGACCCCAACUUCCGCCGCGUGCCUACACUUAUCGUCUGCCCGCCUACACUUUCUGGACACUGGCAGCAAGAGAUCCGACAGUAUGCGCCGUUCCUUUCAUGCGUAGCGUAUGUGGGAUCACCUGCCAUUCGAGGCCAGCACAGGGAUCAGCUCGACAAGGUUGACAUUGUCAUCACCUCGUACGAUAUUUGUCGCAACGACAACGACGUCUUGAAGCCGUUCAGCUGGAACUAUGUCGUUCUCGACGAAGGUCAUCUCAUCAAGAAUGCCAAGUCGAAGACUAGCCAGGCUGUCAAGAAUUUCCAGUCUAAUCAUCGUCUCAUUCUCUCCGGUACGCCUAUUCAGAACAAUGUGCUCGAGUUGUGGUCGCUGUUUGACUUCCUUAUGCCUGGCUUCCUUGGUUCCGAGAAGGUCUUCCAGGAGCGAUUCGCCAAACCUAUUGCGGCAUCGCGCUUUGCCAAGUCCUCUUCGAAGGAGCAGGAGCGUGGUGCUCUCGCCAUCGAAGCCCUCCACAAGCAGGUCCUACCCUUCUUGUUGCGUCGCCUCAAGGAAGAGGUGCUCGACGACCUCCCACCGAAGAUCCUACAGAAUUACUACUGCGAUCUCUCUGACCUGCAACGCAAGCUCUUCGAUGAGUUUACGAAAAAGGAAAGCAAGGAGAUCCAGGCAAAGGCUGGCAAUGCCGACCGCGACAGCAAACAGCACAUCUUCCAAGCGCUGCAAUACAUGAGAAAGCUUUGCAACGGCCCUUCGAUGGUGAUCAAGCCAAACCACAAGCAGUACGAUGCUACUCAAGCCUAUCUGAAGAAGAACAAUACCUCGAUAGAAGAUAUCGCGCAUGCUCCCAAACUUGGUGCCCUGAAGGAUUUGUUGGUCGAUUGCGGUAUCGGAGCUGCAGAUGUGGAGAAGGAGAAGGGCAUCACUACCAACGGUGACCUUCCUGAAGCCGUCUCACAGCAUCGUGCCCUCGUCUUUUGCCAAAUGAAGGAGAUGCUCGAUGCGGUCCAGACACAGGUCCUGCAGAAGUGCUUACCUUCCGUGCAGUUCAUGCGUCUCGAUGGUAGCGUUGAUGCUACCAAGCGUCAAGACAUCGUCAACAAGUUCAACUCCGAUCCCUCAUACGACGUCCUACUCCUCACCACUAGCGUUGGUGGUCUCGGUCUUAAUUUGACUGGAGCUGAUACAGUCAUAUUCGUCGAGCACGACUGGAACCCGCAGAAGGAUAUUCAGGCCAUGGACCGCGCGCAUCGUAUCGGUCAGAAGAAGGUCGUCAACGUGUACCGCAUUAUCACGCGCGGUACUCUGGAGGAAAAGAUUCUCAAUCUCCAACGCUUCAAGAUCGACGUCGCCUCCACCGUCGUCAACCAACAAAACGCCGGCCUUGGCUCCAUGCAAACAGACCAGAUCCUCGACCUGUUCAAUGUAUCCGCCGAUUCAGCAGAUCCCUCUGCGUUGCCGCCGCCGCCGUCCAACGACAAGGAUGGCGGCACGGGUAUCUCAGAAAACGACGCAGUCGAUGCGGAAGGAAAUCUUAGGGAGAAGGGCAAGAAGGGCUUCCUCGAUGAGAUUGGCGAGCUGUGGGAUGAAAGCCAGUACGAGGAAGAGUUCGAUUUGGAGGGCUUCUUAGGCAAGAUGAAGAACUGA
Molecule: messenger RNA, 5793 nt
Organism: Didymosphaeria variabile
Lineage: Eukaryota; Fungi; Ascomycota; Dothideomycetes; Pleosporales; Didymosphaeriaceae
Gene: MOT1
Product: TATA-binding protein-associated factor mot1
Exons: 4
Coding region: 1-5793 (1930 amino acids)
Molecular function (GO): ATP-dependent chromatin remodeler activity; ATP hydrolysis activity; DNA binding
Source: RefSeq, a predicted model, not a curated record